AAACAAUUAGCAAACUGCAGCGGCAACUUAGUAGCUUCUAGGCGAGUGAAACUUCCUCUUACAGUUACUAGACAGUGCCCACGACUAGGUCUUUGUCCAAGACCUGCGGUGAACCCUUUCUGUGUUUACCAUCUUGGUCGCCGGCGUGUUGGCAAGAGCUAUAAGUACAACGUGAAGCGUGCCUUCCCAUCUCACUCCUCACUCAUCCUGAGAUUCUGGAAGUCAACCUCCAGCUCUCAUCCCUUCCCGCUACCUCUUUUCAUCCCAUCACGUUUCGUGGUUUAUCCCCAUCGCCCAUCAUGGCUUCCAGAGUACUGCGAGACGUCACCAACUACAAGCAGUCUCAACUGGCAGACCGUCACGAGGCCUUUGAGAAACGCAAGGCCGAGCUCCUGAGUCAGGUUCAGGAAAGCAAGAACCCCAUCCUCACACUCAUCGAGGGCUUGGACAAACUCGGUCUCAAGUCGACAACUGCCGCCCCUUCGUUCGGAGGAUUCCCGCUCUCUAACACCCAGUUGAUGCUCAGUCAGUCCGAGUUUGAUGCAUCCAUCCCUUCGGCUCUUCCCGCUCAGUGGCAGGCUGAUCUUGAACGCCUCCUUACCAUUCAGUCCAACAAGUUUGAAUACACAUCUUUGUUCUCAUCCCUCGCCACUGAAUGGGUCGACAAGCCCAACGAUGCCAACCUCCUCCUCGAUGCCCACUUGGGAGGCGAUAGCACUGCAGAUUCAUCAGACACCGAAAGCUUCGAAUCUGUCCAGGUUGGCCGUGAGGAAAUGCAUCGCCAACGUCAGGAGUGGGACUCUUUCGUCUUCACCGAACGCAAGACAGACACGGUCGCCAUCGAGAAGUACCUUGCCGACAUCUUCAUCGAGCCCCAGCAGAAGAAGAAGGUUCGAGAGACACCAUUCGAGCUCUUCCGCAAUGGCUGGAAAGACCGGAUGGUGGUUAGCAACCUUGAUUGCACCAGCGGCGAUGUCGGACUAGCCAUCAAGGCUGUGCUCAAGGCCGAUCUCCUCAGCGGCCGCAAGAGAGAUGAACUGAUCGCACUCAGUAGUGCUGGAAAAGGUGUGCUCAGCGAAGUUGCCGACGUCAUCAACAUGGAGCUUCAAAACCUCGGAGACUGGUCCUGGAAGCCUUCGCCGACCCCUGCUCAGAUGAGAAAGCAGAUCAAUGGAAAGUACAGAGUCUACAUGGAUCCUGAAAUCCACCAAGCUCUCCUUCUAGAGUACCUUGGAGUCCGAUUUGCAGUUCACACCAAGCAACAGUUCGAGUCCUUCUUCCGCUCCAAUGCUUGGCCGAAGUCUGCUCACAACACCAUGAGUUCUCGCGAUCAUGCUCGUGCUGCCUUCUACCUCAGCCGCAAGCCCAGCUUCAACGAGUCUCUGCUUUACCGCCGUCGUGAACAGUUCAAGGAUGACUUCUUCCUCACUCAGCUUCCUAGCUCCAUCCAGGAAGGCAACCGCGACUACAACGCCCCUGAUGACUCUGAUGAGGAGGAUUCUGAGAAGAAGUCGCCUCUUGAAGUCAAGCAGACGCUUCUUCGACUGGCUACUACUGAGCUCAUGGUUCAAAGAAAGAUCUACGGCAGCUUCACCCUCUGUCAGACUGACUUCAAGUGGUUCGGUCCCAGCCUCCCUCACAGCACCAUUUUCACUGUGCUGGAGUUCUUGGGCAUUGAGGACUCUUGGGUCGACUUCUUCAAGAAGUAUUUAUCCAUGUCUCUCGUCUUUCCUCAGGAUGGACCCAACGCCGAACCUCGCACUCGUCGUUGCGGUGUGCCUAUCAGUCAAACACUCAGCGAUGUAUUUGGCGAGGCAAUCCUGGCUUGUCUCGACUUUGCUGUCAGCAAGGCAACCAAGGGUCGCUGUCAGCUCUACCGCUUCCACGACGAUGUCUGGUUCUGGGGUCAGAAGGAGGAUUGCGAGCUGGCUUGGGAAACUAUCAAGAAGUUCACAGCUGUCAUGGGCAUGGCUUUGAAUGAGGAGAAGACUGGUUCAAUCCAUGUGAGCGACAAGGGCGAGAAGCCAUCUACCAUUCUCCCCAAAGGCCCUGUUCGCUGGGGUUUCUUGGUUUUGGACCCUGUCCAGGCUCGCUGGGUCGUUGACAUGACCAACGUUGACCAGCACAUCGCCGAGAUGCGCCUGCAGUUUGCACAAUGCCGCUCCGUCUUCUCCUACGUCCAAGCCUGGAACAGCUACAUGGGCCGCUUCUUGGGCAACAACUUCGGACACCCAGCCAACUGCCUGGGCAGUGAACAUCUCGACAUGAUCUUCACCACAUUCAAGUACAUCCAGAAAAAGCUCUUCGUCGACGAUGAUAAGGUCACCGGUUGCGAGGACGUCACUUCUUACCUCAAGUCAAUCAUUGAAGAGCGCUUCGGCACCAAGGACAUCGCCAAUGCCUUCCUCUAUUGGCCCAUCGAGCUCGGUGGCCUUGAGCUGCGCAACCCCUUCAUUCCUCUCAUGACCACUCGUACUAACUCGAUCAAGAAGCCUUACGAACUCAUCGAAGCGGCUUUUGAGUUAGACGAGGAGAAGUACGAGGAGGCAAAGCGAGCCUUUAACAAGAAAAAAAUCUACGACAUUCCCAGGGGCUGUGACCCGGAGAAGUUCUUCUCCUUCGAGGAAUUCGUGCGCUUCCGUGAGGAGACUUCUAGCUCACUCAAGGAUGCAUACGUCGAGCUAUUGGAGUCGCCUAUGGUUGAAGGCCUCGAGUACACCCGCUUCAUGGAGUUUGCCGUCAACACUCUUCCUCGCGAGUUCCGCGGCUCGAAGCAGAUCAAGCCUUCGUACAACCUCAUGGAUGUGUACUGGCAGUGGACCGUUCAACUCUACGCAGCUGAAGCCAUGGAGAGAUUCGGCGGCCUGGGUUUGGGCGAGAAGGAGAUGUUGCCAGUUGAGUUGGUCAACCUUUUGAGAAGCGAGAAAGUUCGUUGGCAGGGAUGAUGGGUGAUGUUGUAUCACACAGAUGUGGAUGAAGUCGGAUACGAGGAACCAGUAUCAUAUGAGAAGCGCAAGCAGCGCCACAACAAGCAUGAAUUAACGCCAGCAUGAGUAACGAAGGCAUGAUAAACAAAGGCAUGAAUAGCAUUAUUAGAU
Messenger RNA from Aureobasidium pullulans EXF-150, 3098 nucleotides. RefSeq lists its product as uncharacterized. The record is from RefSeq and is a predicted model, not a curated record. The coding region runs from base 300 to 2945 and encodes 881 amino acids. Lineage: Eukaryota; Fungi; Ascomycota; Dothideomycetes; Dothideales; Saccotheciaceae. The transcript has a single exon.